Messenger RNA from Pocillopora damicornis (cauliflower coral), 1727 nucleotides. RefSeq names its product dihydropteridine reductase. Lineage: Eukaryota; Metazoa; Cnidaria; Anthozoa; Scleractinia; Pocilloporidae. Gene Ontology annotation, biological process: tetrahydrobiopterin biosynthetic process; L-phenylalanine catabolic process. Gene Ontology annotation, cellular component: cytoplasm. The record is from RefSeq and is a predicted model, not a curated record. Gene Ontology annotation, molecular function: NADH binding; 6,7-dihydropteridine reductase activity; NADPH binding.
CUCCUACUUGCCGCACGUGGAAAGGUUCCAAUAUGGCAGUAGCAAGGGUUUUGGUUUAUGGCGGGAAAGGAGCCCUUGGAGCUACCUGUGUGACUUAUUUCAAAUCCAAAGAUUGGUGGGUGGCUUCUGUUGACUUGUUUCCUAAUGAAGAAGCACAUGCAAAUGUGGUUGUUACCAAGACAGACUCAUGGACUGAGCAAAAUGAAGAGAUUCAGCCCAAGGUUGAGGAGAUCCUUGAUGGUAACAAGUUUGAUGCAAUAAUCUGUGUUGCAGGAGGCUGGGCUGGUGGCAGUGCCAAAAGCAAAGCUGUUGUCAAGAAUGCAGACUUAAUGUUCAAGCAGAGUGUUUGGACCUCUCUUAUUUCUGCCAGUAUCGCUUCUAAGCAUUUGAAAGAAAAUGGUAUGUUGACGUUGACUGGAGCUCAGCCUUCUCUGGGGGCUACACCAGGAAUGUUGGGUUAUGGUAUGGCCAAGGCUGCUGUGCACCAACUUGUCAAAGGACUUGCUGAUGAGAAAGGAGGUCUGCCAAGCAAUGCUUCUGUUCUGGCUAUCUUGCCCAUGACAUUAGACACACCUGGUAACAGGAAGGGAAUGCCUAAUGCUGACUUCAAUCAAUGGACACCCCUUGAAUAUGUUGCAAACUUGUUAUUUGAAUGGACUCAAGAUAGUGAUGUUCCACCGAGGGGAAGUUUGGUCAAACUAAAAACCCAAGAUGGAAUCUCUUCUUAUGAAAUUCACACCGGCGGACUUCUUUGAUAGAACUGUGACAUCGCUAACAAAAUGAUCUUCUUUGAUUCCUAUGGCAAUGAAACAACCGUUUCUACCAAGAGGUACUAAGCAAGGCCGAGCCAGGAUAAUCAUUUAGGGAAAUAUUUCCAAAUUUGUACUGCUAUAAGAAAAAUUUCACAAGACGGCAGCCUUUCCAGUUUCAUAGGAAAUUUGUUAGGGUUUACUACUAAGAUGUACAUUAAAGUGUGGGUCCAGGUUGAUCGGUGAUUAAAGUUGGGUGAACAGUUCUUACAAUUUGUCUUUUCGUAUGCAUCAAUUUUGUGGCCACGAGGGACCGUAAAUGGGAUCUUACCAUUUCAUCAGUACUUAAGGUUUCUGUUUUUUCUUAAGAUUUAUCUGUCAGCCCUUCCUUUGUCAACGUCAAAUGCAGUUCAGACGUUCGUUUUUUUUUUAAGAAUGAAUUUAGACAGCUUUAGUGGCGCAGUUAAAUGUGACCUUUUUUUUGUUUGUCUGUUAAUUUUUUUUUUAUCUGAACAAAAUCUCCUUUGAUCUUUAACUGAUUUUCCUCGGAAGGACAAACAAGGCUUUGCUCGUAGGGUAACUAACGGGAUGCCUCUGAAGAAAUGGUGCUGCUUUCAGUUGUGGGUUCUACAAUGAAACCAAUCAUGUAAGGACACCUCUAUAAAGUGUAUACUUGCACCUUUAUUCUAAGGUUAGAAGCUCUGCUCUCAGCUGAAGGGAAAAAAUACUCCUUCGUGCUUUGCAUUUGUUAUCAUCUUUGAUGUAACACGUUUACUGUUCCCGAAUCCCGAGGUUAUACCCUGCGUGUAGUUACGAUGUAAAUAACGUAUCCAUUUCUCAGAAAUGUCUAUUCAUUGUUGCAUUACAAUGAAAAGGCUUCAUGUAUUUACAACUCACUCUACGUGUAUUUACAACUGACACUUAGACUACCUUAAGCAGUUGUUAUUUUAGAAUUAAUAAACUUUACAACUAGAAACA